This is a messenger RNA of Moneuplotes crassus, 531 nucleotides long. The record is from the annotation of a GenBank genome assembly. Lineage: Eukaryota; Ciliophora; Spirotrichea; Euplotida; Euplotidae.
UUUAAAUUUAUGGCAAAAGAAAGUUCAAGUGAUGAGAAUGGAGUCAGGAUGAUCGAGAGUUUGAUCCCCAACCUUCAGAUUCCGGAGCUACACCAUGACAAGCUUAAAGGUAUAGGUAAAUAUGUCGCCAAACAUAAGAUACAAGAGCUUUUUAAUGAACUUUUGGUCAAUAUUCUCACUACAAAACCUAAAGAUGUCAAAGGAACUAUUGUAAAUCUCCUCAAAAGGGUUAAAAAGACCAAGAUUCCAGAUAGUGACGAGAUUAUUUGGGAUUUCGGGCAGAAUUACCUCGAGAUUGGUGAUUUUGAGACCCUUUUUGACACCUACGAUGUCCUAGGAGUUCAUCAUAUUCCAGUAAAUUAUAUGAUAGAUGCAUUAUCGGUCGCAGGAGUUCCAGAAGCUAGGACGCUUAUUGAGACUAAAUACCCAGAAAUUAUUGAAGAAGGCCAUGUAAACAAAGUGACAUUCUUAUACAUCAUUGAGGAGGAGCAUAGAAAAGCAGGAUUUGCAUUCAAAAUAGACUCUGAGUAA